AUGCCAGCCUCCAAGUACAUCUGCGCUAAUUGGAGCCCUGAUCGAACGGAUUGUAAGAAACAAGGCACAAAAGCUUGCAAAAACUGUCUUCUUGUUGUUUACUGCGAUCAGGCAUGCCAGACUUUCCACUGGCCUACACAUAGAUCCGCAUGCAGGUCGCCCCUGGGUAAAACAACGUGGCAGCCAGGUUGGAUUUUAGAGAAUAGAGCACCUUCGUUUAUUGGGGGAGGGAUGGCGGAACAGUUUGGGGCAAAGAAGUACCUCUGGGGCAACGUCCCUGCCUUCGACAUCCUCCGACUUGGAUCAAAUGAAGGAGCUGAAUAUGGUAGAGGGGUGAGCAUCCUCUGUGCCGCCUCCGGGGAUAUUCGAAAUAUUGUCAAUACGAUUGCCCAACUUCCGACUAGCUAUAGGCACUCCCUCCGCCUUGUGAUCAAUGACCGGGAUUUCGAUAUCGUGGCCCGCAACAUUAUCUUGCUUCUCAUAGCCCUCGUGGUUGAGGAAGUGGACGAGGCAGUUGACUGCAUGAUUCAUCUCUGGUACUCAGCGUUUGUACGCAAGUCUGAUACAGAGAUCAUUCGCGGCCAGGUUCGUCCGCUCAUCGAGAGCGUUUGCGAAAAAGUGAAAAACAAACCACCUCAAACGCUCUUGGGGAAAACAUGGCAAUUUGGGCGACAAUCUCUCCGGGUUGUCCUCCAGAAAUCAUCCUGGGACCGCCUGUUGGCUUUGUUUGACGCCCCGUCUGGCCUGACAGCUGAACGCGCACACCAAAUCCGCACUGCCAUCACUUUAGCUGAAUCAAGGAGAGACUAUCGUGAGCGACACAUGUGCUUCCAGUCUCCUCCCCAUCGAGUUGCAUUUGAACGAUUCCGUGCAGACGGCCUCCUGCUCCCGUUUGGAUAUCCGCGGCACGAAUUUCAAGAGCCCAAUCUGUCCUUCUUUCAGAAUGCUCAUCAUACCUGGCCAAUGCCUGACAGCGCUGAUCCUCUUCAUGGGUGGCCAUCCGAGGACGUUGCGAAUACCUCCAGCGGCGCAGCAACGGCUGAUAUAUACGGCAAGCUCUUCUUUUAUCUCCAGGGAACGCUUCGGACUUUUCUUGAUCGACUCUCAAGCCUUGAUGUCUCGUUUCGUCUCUUCCAGGUCGACGCCAGUGACCUGCCGCAAUACGUCGAGAAGGAUUCGUUUAGCAGAAUUGAGGUGUCCAACAUUUCCGAUGCCGGUUGGUUAGGCAUCCACCGCACGCUGUAUUUGAUGGUGCCUUUGCUUGAAACGCCGCUCGACAACCCUCAUGCGACCUUGAUUACCCUAUUCAUGAACGCCGUAGAAGAGACUUUAACCGGCCAAGACAAGAUCCAUAUUCUCACUGCAGAUCGCAUAGCCAAAGAAAGACUCUUGAAGUAUCUCCCGCCCAAGCCAGGACUCGCGUUUAAGUAUAGUCCCUGGAUCCUCAAGUUGACCGCCGGGCAGGAUCUUGUCACAACCUACGACCACAUCUUCGACCGAUAUUCGAAGUGGUUCAUGUUCUCCGAGGCCCCUCUCUUUGAAGCGGCCAUGAAGGAAAACCAUACUGUCAUUGACAAGUGGCCGUAUAGACUGAAACGACGACCGGGCCAACCGGGAGCACAAGAGGAGUUUGACCGGCAACUCGGUAGUGGCGUAUCAAGCAAGGAGCGUUAUAUGGAGUGGAGGAGGCUUUAUCAGACUAGCAUGGUCUAGGAGCGAAUCUCGGUUGCUCGAAAGCGCUCCUAGCAUACUCAAAGAUCCAAGACCUCCUCCUGGGUUUCUU
This is a messenger RNA of Aspergillus ochraceoroseus IBT 24754, 1783 nucleotides long. RefSeq lists its product as uncharacterized. The record is from RefSeq and is a predicted model, not a curated record. The transcript has 6 exons. NCBI's taxonomy places the organism in Eukaryota, Fungi, Ascomycota, Eurotiomycetes, Eurotiales, Aspergillaceae. The coding region runs from base 1 to 1713 and encodes 570 amino acids.